AUGCGAGCUCCUCGUCUUACUCUAGGCCUUCUGGCCUUAGCCACCGCUGCUUCUGCAGCUCUUAUCCCGCUUAGUCCGAACGAGAUCCGGGCUGAUGAGGAGAACUUUACCGAGAUCACGCCCGGAGAUUUCGAAUCUCUAGUGAUCACAGAAGAGAACACCCUCAACGGUACUUACCAGGGAGAAGAACUCGUGGUUCCACCCUCAGACAACAAUGACCAGAGCCAGAUCCGUAUCUCUGCCGCUGCCGCCGCACAACUUCCCCUUGAGUUCGUCAACAAUCUCGGCGCCGCUGUGAAUGCAUAUGUCACGGGCCUCGACAGCAGCAACCGCGUCGUCUUCGUGCGUAGUGAUGGAUCUCUCUUCUACCCCAGUACUACGUCCUCGACCCCCGUCCAGAUCGACCAGAACAAGAUCAAAAUCCCGGUCAAGGCCGGUGAGCGUAUCAACAUGAAGGUUCUCAAGGCCCUACGCUCCGGCCGCGUGUAUUUCUCCGCCGGUGCUCUCAAGUUCGGCGUUGUCCGCGUUCCCAGCGGUGCUGGACUCGUUCAGCCUGACGAGAAGAACCCUACCGACCCCAGCGCCGGAGUCAACUGGGGUUUUGUCGAGCUGACCCUCAACGCCGACGGGAGUGCCUGGGUUAACCUUAGCUACGUCGAUUUUGUCGGCCUUCCUCUUGGCAUUGAACUUGGCAAACAGGGCGGUGGCAAGCUUUCCGCCUAUGGUGUCGGUCCAAAUGUCGUUAAAAACGCGUGUGCCAAGCUCAAGGAACAGGCACAGAAAGAUGGACGUCCCUGGGGUGGCUUGUGUCAGGCUGGCUCGAACGGCCCUAUCCGUAUCUUGUCCCCAAAUAGCUUCAGAGUGAAUAAGCCGACUGCUUUUGGCAACUACUACCAAGACUAUAUCAACAAGGUCUGGACCAAGUAUACCGGGGAAUCUCUGACUGUUGCCACUCAGAUGAGCGCUGGCAAGGUCAAAUGCCGCGUGAGCAGCAACGUCAUGAAGUGCGAUGGUUCCAACCGUAACUUUGCUAAGCCCACGAUCAACGAUAUCUGGAGUUGCGACAAUGGUCCCUUCAAGCUGAAUGCGGGAGACAACAAGGUCGCUGAGGCCAUCAUUCCUCGUCUCUGUGCAGCCUUCCACCGUUCUACGUUCCUUCUUAACGGCGGUAAUGUGCAGCCGAAUCUGGGCCUGGAUAAAUACUAUACCGUCAGCCCAACCAACCACUACAGCCGCAUUGUUCAUGCCCAUCAGUCAGACGGGAAGGGAUACACUUUUCCUUAUGAUGAUGUUCUUCCGACUGGUGGCAAGGACGCAUCUGGCCUUCUCACGACCCCCAAGCCCAGCAAGCUUACUAUCUUCAUUGGCAGGAAAUAA
Clonostachys rhizophaga is the source of this 1377-nucleotide messenger RNA. The record is from the annotation of a GenBank genome assembly. NCBI's taxonomy places the organism in Eukaryota, Fungi, Ascomycota, Sordariomycetes, Hypocreales, Bionectriaceae.